AUGGACUUCGAUUCCGAGACACAGGUAACCUCGUCCCAGCGCAUGUACACCGCGCGAGCAGACAACUAUGAGAACUCGUUCCAUCCCGAAUGGACUAAGCGAUUCAUGGCCGUCGCCGACGUACAACCCGGAGAACGCAUCUUGAUCCUGGCUUGUGGCACUGGCCUAGAAGUCUUCACCGCUGCCGACCAGGUAGGCGCAACGGGCGAGAUCAUCGGCCUCGACGUCACCGAAGCCAUGCUCAACAAAGCAAGGGAGAAGCAAGAGCGCCUCAAGCCCAGUGCAAACAUUCGUCUGUUCCUUCACGAUGCCACGAAAUUGGAGACGUUGCCGGAGCUCGAGGGUCAGAGUUUCGAUGCUAUCUUGUGCUCCAGUGCCUUUGUUCUCUUUGAGGAUCCAGAAGAUGUCGUUGCGAAGUGGCGCAACUUUCUCAAGCCGGGAGGCAGGGUGGUCAUAGACAUCACGCACGAGGACAACUUCAAGAUCGGCCUCAUUCUUGAGAAGGCGGCCAAGCGCCUGCGGUCGAGAUUUCCCAGCAACAGGUCCUGGAUCACGGACAAGAACUCCUUCACAAAGAUUCUCGAGAGCGCUGGGUACAUGGUGGAUAGGAUCGAGCUAAUGCACAACAUCUCUGGUCAGGGCAACAAAUCCUAUGGCGUGGACCAGAUUGACGAGCAGUUUGAGCAUGUCACCAGCACGACGUUGGUCACCAGUCUGCCGACGGAGGAGUUCAGGGACCAGGCUAGGGCUCUAUUUCAUGAGGAAUGGGAAAAGGCUGCCGUUGAUGGCCAAGUCACCAACGUGGAUGCCCUUUAUAUCUAUGUAGCUCGGAGAACCUAG
Messenger RNA from Colletotrichum godetiae, 840 nucleotides. RefSeq names its product methyltransferase. The transcript has a single exon. Bases 1 to 840 code for a protein of 279 amino acids. NCBI's taxonomy places the organism in Eukaryota, Fungi, Ascomycota, Sordariomycetes, Glomerellales, Glomerellaceae. Gene Ontology annotation, molecular function: methyltransferase activity. The record is from RefSeq and is a predicted model, not a curated record.